Cucurbita pepo subsp. pepo (vegetable marrow) is the source of this 2649-nucleotide messenger RNA. RefSeq names its product Phototropic-responsive NPH3 family protein (gene ENP). The record is from RefSeq and is a predicted model, not a curated record. Gene Ontology annotation, molecular function: protein binding. Lineage: Eukaryota; Viridiplantae; Streptophyta; Magnoliopsida; Cucurbitales; Cucurbitaceae.
CGCGAAGAACUCUCUAAGACGAACACGAUUUUUGAUUCAUUUAUUUUCUCUAAUCUUCGUUUAAUUUGCAAUUUUCGUUUUGAAUCUUUAUUCAAAUUCCAAAUUCGAAUUGGUUGUUUGUUUUCUCGGAGAAUCGAUGGCGGAAGGAGGGAAUUGAAGAGGAGAGAUUUCGGAUAAUUUGAUACUACAGUCAUUGAGAUUUGCGCCAUUUUUGAAGAUCUUCAGCGGAUCAGGAUGAAUUAAAAGCAAAGGCGGCUGCGAUUUAUGAUACCUUUCAGAGAGAAGAAGAAGAAGAAGAAGAAGGAGAAGAGGUCUCUUUCUAUUUCUUUAUCUGCAAUGCUGCUGCUACUCGCCUACUCCUAGUUGUAACGUGCUAAUGGCGAAGGAAAUCUCUGAAAAUCCGCCAUUUCUAGUAUAGGCUCGAGCCUUCUUUCAGUGAAUUUGUUUUGGCCCAGUCAUUGCUGGACUGGGUAAGUCCUAUAACUUGUCUCGCAGUUGAAGAAGGAGAAGAUUUAUGGCGUGAGCGAAGUUAGAGGAAAACAGAGGAGUUGUUUUUCUGUGUUUUUCUGCAGCGUUUCUUCUUCUUAUUCUUCUUCCUGUUAUUAUCAUCUUCCAUUGAAGAUGAAGUUUAUGAAGUUGGGAUCCAAACCAGACGCUUUUCUAGCUGAUGGAAAAACUACUCGGUAUGUUUCAUCUGAACUGCCAACGGACGCUACGAUUUUUGUGGGUGAAGUAAAGUUUCUUGUCCAUAAGUUUCCUCUGUUGUCCAAGAGCAAUUGCUUGCAGAAACUAGUCUCGAAAGCCAAUGAGGAGAAUUCCGAAGAAAUUCAUCUGAUUGAUUUUCCUGGUGGACCUAAGGCAUUUGAAAUCUGCGCUAAGUUUUGCUAUGGAAUGACUGUUACUCUCAAUGCCUAUAAUGUAGUGGCUGCUCGUUGUGCGGCUGAAUUCCUCGAAAUGACAGAGGACAUCGAAAGAGGAAAUCUUAUAUUCAAGAUUGAGGUGUUCCUAAACUCUAGCAUCUUCCGUAGUUGGAAGGACUCCAUCAUCGUGCUCCAAACAGCCAAUUCUCUUCUUCCAUGGUCUGAAGAUCUGAAGAUUGUAGGGAGAUGUAUCGACUCUAUUGCCUCAAAAACUUCUGUGGACCCUGCAAAUAUCACAUGGUCUUACACAUAUAACAGGAAAUUAUUAGAGGCCCAUAAAAUUGUAGAAGAUGGAAUAAAGUACCAAAAGAAAAUCGGCUGUGUACCGGAUGAUUGGUGGGUUGAAGAUGUUUGUGAGCUAGAGAUUGAUCUGUAUAGGCGUGUUAUGAUUGCCGUGAAAUCAAAGGGCAGAAUGGAUGGAUCUGUGAUUGGGGAGGCACUGAAAACUUAUGCUGUAAGAUGGUUACCAGACACUGUAGAUGCCUUGGCCUCUGAUGCUCAUAUUAAGAGGAACAAAUCUCUCAUUGAAACAAUCAUUUGCUUAUUGCCAUCCGACAGAAACAUAGGCUGCUCUUGCAGUUUCUUGCUCAAACUCAUGAAAGUUGCCAUUUUGGUUGGAGCCGAUGAUGCAUUGAGAGAGGAUUUGGUGAAGAGAAUUAGCUUGAAGCUGCAUGAAGCUUCAGUCAAAGAUUUAUUGAUUCUUGCACAAUCUCCUCAAGUAACAAAAUAUGAUGUUGAUUUGGUUCAUAGGAUUGUGAAUCAGUAUUUUGCUCAUCAGAAGUUCAACCGAGAUGCAGACGGUAUCGAGAGGAGCGAGAAAGGGGCUGAAAAUCUUUUACUGGGGCGUGGAUCCUCAUUGAAUGUUGCUAAAUUGAUUGAUGAGUAUAUUGCUGAAAUUGCAGAUGACCCAAAUCUCUCGCUCGCUGGUUUCAUUGACUUGUCACGGUCGAUUCCUGAAUUUGCAAGGCCAAUACAUGAUAGAUUAUAUAAAGCAGUCGACAUUUAUCUUAAGGUACACCCAAGUUUGACAAAAUCUGAGAAGAGAAAGAUUUGUAGUCUGAUCGACGUCAAGAAACUUACAACAGAGGCAUCGAUGCAUGCGGCGCAGAAUGAACGGCUCCCGCUUAGAGUUGUAGUUCAGGUGCUCUUCUUUGAACAGGUUAGAGCCUCAGCUGUGGUCGAAGCGCAACACAACUCCCGGGACUCUUCAAGUGUAAUGACAAGCAUAGACGAAGAAUGCCCGAAGGAACUGGAUAGCUUCAAGUCCCUAAAACACAAUAUGGGGCACAUGAAGAUAAGCGAGGACAUUCAGAAAACUAAAAAGUUAGCUAAGAAGAACAGCAAGAACAGUAGAAGUGGUAUGCAACUGUUACCUUCAAGGUCAAGAAGAAUAUUCGAUAAGCUAUGGAUCAUAGGUAAAGGGCACGGUGAAAGUCGCAGUCCCGACACGUCGGGGAGCUCUCAGAGCCCAACUUCAGUGGUUCCUGGGCACAUGAUUAAGUCUUCUGGUUCAUAUUCAAGACAGAGGAGGCACUCGAUCUCUUAGAUUAUGAUGGAUAAACAACAAGCUGUAGCAGCCAAAAUGUAGAAAGUGGUAGGUUGUUAUAUUGUAAUGAUAUUCUCGAAUCAAUUUAGUUCCUCGAACAAAAUGGAAAACUCCUUAAAAGAUUGUACUUGCGCAUCAUAUGAAAAUCUAUGUUCAUCAAUGACUUAUCAUAUCAUUGUGAAA